UGUGUGUACAUUCUUCAGCGGAAAACGAUGGCGAUUAUCCCGACGCUUGAAGAGCCUGCGCUCGCUGUGGAUGGAGGCGGCCGUGAAAACUAACAACACUCGCGGGGAAAAGUUGUUUGCUUUGGACGAUCGCGACCUGUCUCGGCCCCUGGACGUUUUCAGACGUAGAAAAAAGCGAGUGCAUAAGGGUUGAGACUGUAAACUGGUGUACUAUUCAAGUGUGAAAGAGCCACGUAGCUUAUAGAGAUCCAGAUCACACACACACACACACACACACAGGCCUAGUGCUUUUAAAGCCUCCACACACAUACACAUCAACCUGAAGAAGAGAAGUGAACGAGAAAAUAAGAUAUAAAAAGCGGAACGAGCUGUUGGAGCAAGCAGUGCCUCUCCUGUAGUGUGGAUGAGGGAGUCAUGGCAGACCACACCUCCCCACUGGAGUCCGGCCAGCUGCUCAGCCCAGACAUCCCAAUGCUCACCUCCCCGCCUCCACCGCCGCACCCGCCCAACAUCGUCAACGGAGACGGACCACAACAGGUAAUCUUGGUGCAGGUAAACCCAGGAGAGGCCUUCACGAUCCAGCGAGAUGAUGGUCAGUUUCAGUGUAUCACAGGUCCUGCUCAGGUUCCCAUGAUGUCCCCAAACGGUUCAGUGCCUCAAAUCUAUGUGCCUCCUGGAUACGUUCAACAGAUCAUUGAGGAGAACGGAGUAAGGCGGGUGUUGGUCUUACCUCAGACGGAGUUUCAUCCGGGGGGCCAUUCCCCGCUUCACCACCCACCCCCUCCGCCGCCCCACGCCCACCUACAGGCCUUCAUCCCCCACCCGCACAUCAUGCACCCUCCCCCUCACCUCUACUCAGGCAUGGCUGGAGGAACUGGAGAUAUGAACCCCCAGUACAUCUCCCAGUACCAUCCGGCACACACGACCAUCUACUCAGAGCAAGAUACUCACCCUCCACAUGGACGUGCGGCAUUUGCUCACAGAGAUGAAAGGGCUAGCAAAACCUACGAGCGCCUGCAGAAGAAACUGAAAGAGAGGCAGGGGGUGGGCGGAGGGGGAUGUGGAGUCCUGGCCCUCUCCAAAGACAGUCCCCCUCCAUCCCCACAGAAGAGCCGCGGGACGCCACCGUCAGGAGGAGAUCUCCAGAACGGGCUGGGGGGUAAGGGCGCAGAGGAGCAAGCACAGCCCAGCACUGCUGUCACCGCCCUGGUCAAAAGUCCAGGGAGAGGGAAGGAGACAGAAUCUGGAGAACUGGAUGAAGAAGCAAAAGCUCUUCAGGAACGAUUAAACUCCAUCUGCAAGCCAGUGGUGACAGACAUCCAGGCCAGAGGGGCCAGUUUGAGUUGGGUGGCCCCAUCAAGGACAGAAGGUGACGAUGAGCCCAAAGAGGGAGAAGAAGGCCCUGCGGAGCCCAGCUUCACGUAUGAGGUCUCCGUCUCGUACAGUGGCAAGGAUGGGAAGUACAAGAGCGCCUACAGUGGUGUGGAACUAAGUGCAACCUUACAAGACUUAAGACCAGCAACAGACUACCAUGUCAGGGUCCAGGCCAUGUGUAACUGUUUACAAGGCAUCCCUUCAGAGCCUGUGAGCUUCACCACUCUGAGCUGUGAGCCAGACAAGCCCAGCCCGCCACGCAAAGCCAGCGGCACCAAGAGCAGCCUUGUCCUGCAAUGGAAGGCUCCAUGUGACAACGGUUCCAAAAUCCAAAACUAUAUCCUUCAGUGGGAUGAGGGCAAGGGGAAGGAUGCGUUUGAACAGUGCUACUACGGCCCUCAGAAGCAGUACAGGCUCACCAAACUCUCCACAGCUUCCAGAUAUUCUUUUCGGCUGGCAGCCAAAAAUGACAUGGGGGUGAGUGAGUUCAGUGAAGGCGUCCACAUCAUGACAUCAUGCAGUGUGCCUGCCCCCCCCUUAAGCCCUGAGCUGAUUCAGUCCGGGGUCACAUGGCUCUGUGUGCGAUGGCACAGGCCAGCCGGCUCGCCCAAAGAAGACGAAAUCAGCUAUGUCCUGGAGAUGGAAGAGGAGGGCUCAGGUUAUGGGUUCCAGGCCAGUUAUGAUGGUGACGAGCUGUCACACACUGCCAGAAACCUCCACAGGAGCACCACGUACAGGUUCAGGGUUGUCGCCUAUAAUGCAGAAGGGAAAAGUAACCCCAGCGGUGUGUCUGAGUUCACCACGGCCCCUGACAGACCAGGCUGCCCCUGCAGACUCGCAGUGAAGGGAAAACCUCACCCGACCAGUUUCCGUCUGACCUGGGAUCCUCCCAAAGACAAUGGCGGUUCAGAUGUGACAAAGUAUGUGGCGGAGCUGUCUGAAGGGUUAAGUGGUUCUUCUUGGAAUCAGGUGUACAGCGGUUCGGCUAUGGAGUGUGUUUGUGAUGGUCUGAGCCCAGGAUGUUCAUACCAGGCUAGAGUCCACUGCUUCAGUGCGGGAGGCGAGAGCCCAUUGAUGGAGCCCUUGCAGGUCCAAACGCCACCUGUUCCUCCUGGUCCAUGUCAGCCACCCAGAGUUGUAGGCAAACCUAAAUCAAGAGAGGUGCAACUACGCUGGGCGCCCCCUCUGGUGGAUGGAGGUAGUGCAGUGUCUUCGUAUAGCGUGGAGAUGUUCGCUCCCCAGAUGGACGAGGGCAGGGAAGUGUACCAGGGCUCUGAACUGGACUGCACAGUGGGAAGUUUACUGCCCGGCAGGACCUACGGCUUCCGGCUCAGAGCUGCCAACAAAGCUGGAUACGGCCCUUUUUCGGAGCGGUCUGAGGUCACGACAGGUCCAGGGGCCCCUGAGGCGUGUCGGCCCCCUCAUGUCACCUGUAAAUCACCGACAUGUGCUGUGAUCAGCUGGGAGACACCUCCCUGUAAUGGAGCAGCAGUGUCAGAGUAUCGUCUGGAGUGGGGGGCGGCAGAGGGCAGUAUGCAGACGUGUUACACCGGUGCUGCACUGUCCCAUGAGAUGAGGGGUCUACUGCCAGCCACCAACUACUUCUGCAGAGUACAAGCAGUGAAUGUAGCCGGUGUGGGGCCCUUUAGCGACGCCGUGCUCUGCCAGACACCCUGCUCUGUGCCAGGGCCAGUCAGCAACGUCCACGCUCUCCGCGAGUCAGAGAUGAGAGUGGAGGGCAGCAGGACCACAGAGAGGGAUGAGGAGGACGAGGAGGGCGAAGAGGCUAGACCUCUCCUUUACUCCCCAUCCACCUGCCUGGGGCUACGCUGGGAGGCGCCGUGUGAUCAUGGAUCAGAGAUCACGUCGUACCUGAUCGAUCUGGGUGAAAGACAACCCAUCCUUACUGGGCCCGUAACCAAAUACAUCAUCCAGAACCUGCAGCCCGACACCACCUACAGGAUAAGGAUCCAGGCUCUAAAUAGUCUGGGAGCAGGACCCUGUAGCCACACCUUUAAACUGAAGACCAAGCCACUGCCACCCCUCCCUCCACGUCUGGAGUGCACCGCUUCCAGUCACCAGACCCUCAGGCUCAAGUGGGGUGAAGGCCCGGCCAAGGCCCAACCCACCGAUUCCCUACUGUACCAUCUCCAAAUGGAGGAUAAAAGUGGGAGGUUUAUAUCCUUGUAUAAAGGACCCUGUCACACUCACAAAGUGCAGAGGCUAAAUGAGUCUACCUCGUACACGUUCCGCAUCCAGGCCUUUAACGAGGCGGGCGAGGGGCCCUUCUCCACUGUUUACACCUUCACCACCCCCCGCUCCCCACCUGCACCCCUGAAAGCUCCUCGUGUGGAGCGUGUGGACGAGUCGUGUGAGGUGAGCUGGGAGACACUGCCACCUAUGAAGGGAGAUCCAGCCAUCUACUGUUUGCAAAGCAUGCAGGGAAAUUCUGAGUUCAAACAGAUCUACAAGGGCUCAGCCACUUCCUACCAGCUCCCUAACCUGAGCUCGUCCACGGAGUACCGAUUUCGCGUCUGCGCCAUCCGGCAGUGCCAGGACGCCCCCGAAAUCAUCGGGCCCUACAGCUCCACCAUCAUCCUGCUCCCACCUCGCGUCGACAGCCCCGGGGUCUCCGGCACCACGGGAUCCAAAGCAGCCGAGGCCCAGAAGCCAAAACGCAGCAUGACGGAUGAACAGUUUUCCUUCCUCAUCAUCGCCCUCUUGGCUGUGACAUCCAUCCUCAUCGCGGUCGCCAUCCAGUACUUUGUGAUCGAAUGAGCCUCGGCCCUGUGUUACAUCAUCAAAACGAGUUUGUUUGUUGAUGUUUGUUUUUCUUUCUUUCUUUUUCGUUCCGGCACCAGCGUUGAGGAGCCGCGUGAAGGGAAGGAUUGAGAAAAGGAAGUUGUAGAAUCACUUCACCCAAUCUAUUUAUCUAUCUUUCCGCUGUCCCUUCGGAGCAUGCUGUCGAAAAAACGCCGUUCCCUCCAUGGGACUCGGAGGGCGAUUUAAUGAAGGAUCAGCAGUGAAGCUUACCGCUCAUCGCAUUCUCAUCGUACCACUUCAUUUAUUUGUGUAGCUGUAGUCUUUGUUAUUUAUACGUAUAAUUUCAAUUGUAAACUGUUGAGUGUCAGUUUUGUUCAAAGCUAGCUCGGUGGUCACGCCGCUCACCGUUUUGCUAUCUUGGGCCUGGGACUCAAGGGCCAGUGACUACGCCGUCGGCGAGGGGGUACAGGCGAGCAGAAGUCUACAGGUCUACGAUU
Sinocyclocheilus grahami is the source of this 4634-nucleotide messenger RNA. Its product is annotated as fibronectin type-III domain-containing protein 3a-like. The transcript has 26 exons. The coding region runs from base 415 to 4152 and encodes 1245 amino acids. The record is from RefSeq and is a predicted model, not a curated record. Lineage: Eukaryota; Metazoa; Chordata; Actinopteri; Cypriniformes; Cyprinidae. Gene Ontology annotation, molecular function: protein binding.